AUGGAAGAGGGAGAUGAUGAAGAAGCACUAGGUUCUGUAGCAAAAAUUCUGUGGCUAUCUGAGAAAAGAAGAGAGGUUGAUAGGAGGAUCCAAUCAGAAAAGAUUCAGCAUAUACAAAGUCAAUAUGGGUUCUUGAAGUUUGAAAACCAAUAA
Molecule: messenger RNA, 153 nt
Organism: Prunus armeniaca (apricot)
Lineage: Eukaryota; Viridiplantae; Streptophyta; Magnoliopsida; Rosales; Rosaceae
Source: the annotation of a GenBank genome assembly